Molecule: messenger RNA, 1605 nt
Organism: Rotaria sordida
Lineage: Eukaryota; Metazoa; Rotifera; Eurotatoria; Philodinida; Philodinidae
Source: the annotation of a GenBank genome assembly
AUGGAUCCAAAAGAAAAGAUUCGGAAAUUGCUUCAAAGUGGUGAAUAUACGUUAUGUGAUAAACCACAAUCACAUGCUAUUUGGUGGAACAAUUUUAAUCGUAGUAAAGGUAAAGAUAAUGAAAUCAUUAAUUAUGUACAAUGUGUACGGUGCAAGAAGUUAUUAGCUUAUGAACCGAAAAAUACUGGCUCAAGUACACUUAAAAAUCAUGCAUCUUCUUGUAAAUUUGAAUCUAGUUCCACAACAUAUUCUAUCGAAAGUAUGUUAAUAAAAAAUGAUAAUGUUCCUUCAGAUAUUAAACGACUCGUUAUUGAUGCGUGUGCUAAAAUGUGUUCUUAUGAUAUGAGACCUUAUGAGAUGGUUUCAGGCAAAGGUUUUGAAUUGUUAUGUAAUACUCUUUUGGAUAUUGGAAGAAAAAUGAAUAAACCAAUUGCUGCAACAACAAUUAUUCCGGAUCCGACAACUGUGUCACGUAGAGUACAGGUAUUAGCUGAAGAAUGUCGAAAACAAUUCAUUUCAACUCUUGCUGAACAUUUGAAAAAUGUCAAGAUGAUUGGUGUAACUAGUGAUUAUUGGAAAAACUCCUACACUUCUGAAUCUUAUCUUACAAUUACUCUUCAUUAUCAUUUAAAUGGAAAUAUUCGAUCAAUUGCUCUUAAAACUAUUCAAAUAACAUCGUCGAAAACAGGAGUUACUCAUUUUAAGAAAUGUGAGUUGCAGAAUAAAUUAACACAUUCUCUUAAAAAAGAUGUUGAUACAAGAUGGAACAGUGUUUUGGAAAUGCUCAACUCCAUUGAUAAAGUUUUUACUCAAGUUAUUUAUAUUCUUGCUGAACGGAAAGAAGAAUAUUAUACCGAUGAUAUUGGUAUUAAUCUUAUUCGUGAUCUUAUAGUUUUACUUGAACCAUUUAAAACUGGCAGUGAGAUAUUAUCAGCAGAGAAUGAACCAACAUUGCAUUUGGUUCUUCCUUUCGUGAAAAGAUUCAAGCAAACAUGUGAAAUAAAGGAUUCAGAUACUGAAACAAUCAAACAAGUCAAACGUGCAUUACGAGAAAAAUUAGAUGAGAAAUUAUGGUUAAGUGAUCUUCAUUAUAUUGCAACUUUUUUAUGUCCCGAAACAAAAUCUCUUUUGAGUCUGACAAAAUCAGAACGAAAUGAUGUUAUCAAGAAGGUGCGAACUCUUUUGAAAACUCUUGGUAUAGGCAAACAAGUUGAUGAAGAAAUACUUCACGAACACACCAACAAUAGUUCUACAAAAAAUAAAAAACGUAUUAAAAUUGACACCGUACACGAUGUUCUAAAGUCUUUUAAUGGAUCUAUAAGCUCAUCAUCGGACGACGAUGAUAAUGAAUCUCAGGAUGAAGUAGCUCAUUAUAUUAAAGCAAAAAUAUCGUAUCCUAAAGGAGAAUCCCUCUUAAGAUGGUGGCAAAAUCAUUCUAUUAUAUAUAAGAAGUUAUCUUUAUUGGCAUGUUCUCUUUUGGCAAUACCUGCAAGUUCUGCUGCGUCUGAACGAAUCUUUAGUCGAACAGGGCGCAUUCUUGAAGCUCGACGUCAACAACUAUCACCUGAAUCACUCGAUUCACUUCUUUUUUUAAGAAACUUUUAA